AUGUGCGUCCCGGAGAGGCUGUACCGGCAUUUUGACGUCGACGUUACAGCGAUUAACGAUUCCGGACGAAUCGUGCUGGAUUAUGCUUCCGAUUCGAGUGACGAUGACGCAGCGAUACUCCAUCCGACGUACGGUUCAUCCUGGAAGGCGCAGGAGAUGGAUAACUCCGACAACGAGAGUGUCGAUUCGCAGGGCGGAGAUCCGUUGAAGCAUGCCGGUAUCUACACGGCCGAGGAAGUGACGCGCAUUACGCAGGAAAAGCUUUUCCGCCUGCAGAAACUGUACAUCGAGCAGAUUCACCGUCUGCAGCAUGUGUUGCGCGAGCGGCGUCGAAACUAUCUGAAGGACCAGCGUACCGAACGCGACAUUCGUUGUAGCAUAUAUGACCAGAUUAAGCAAAGGCCCCGCGAACGGUUGCUGUACGAGAAGCUGAAGGGUUUGAACCGUUAUCACCGUAAGCAUGGUGUGGAAGCGAUACUGCAGCGGAAAUAUUUGGAAAAACGGGCCAAAGCAACGGAGGGCCUACAGCAGAAACCACAGACACUGCCCAAGUGUUCGUACACCGAGGGUGGCGUGAAGUGUGGUGAGAGAACACUGCCGCAAGCACAUCCAUUCUCUACUGCAAGCGUGAUGAUGUGUCAACGGCACUAA
This is a messenger RNA of Anopheles marshallii, 651 nucleotides long. RefSeq names its product KAT8 regulatory NSL complex subunit 2-like. The transcript has 2 exons. The record is from RefSeq and is a predicted model, not a curated record. Gene Ontology annotation, cellular component: NSL complex. NCBI's taxonomy places the organism in Eukaryota, Metazoa, Arthropoda, Insecta, Diptera, Culicidae. Bases 1 to 651 code for a protein of 216 amino acids.